Messenger RNA from Microcebus murinus (gray mouse lemur), 1674 nucleotides. It is a transcript of the gene CD74, whose product is annotated as CD74 molecule. Gene Ontology annotation, cellular component: cytoplasm; membrane; cell surface. The record is from RefSeq and is a predicted model, not a curated record. Gene Ontology annotation, molecular function: MHC class II protein binding; macrophage migration inhibitory factor binding; cytokine receptor activity. Lineage: Eukaryota; Metazoa; Chordata; Mammalia; Primates; Cheirogaleidae. Gene Ontology annotation, biological process: positive regulation of type 2 immune response; positive regulation of cytokine-mediated signaling pathway; negative regulation of intrinsic apoptotic signaling pathway in response to DNA damage by p53 class mediator.
UGGGGAGCGCCCCUUCCCCAUCCUGCCCCGUGAAAGGCCGCUUUGCCCAAGUGGGGUAUUUCCAGCUUUGCGGCUUUCACUUCCACAUCUGCCAGGUGGGCGGAGUGUCCUCUUGUGGACGAAUCAAAUUCCUCCUCGGCACCAACUUCAAGAGGUGAGCCUGGGGUUCAGGGUCCCAGACACACAGGCAGCGGCAGCAGCAGCAGGAGCCUUGGGGAGGAGCCAGAGCCAUGGAUGACCAGCGCGACCUCAUCUCCAACCAUGAGCAAACGCCCAUGCUGACCCAGCGCCCAGGGGCCCCAGAGAGGAAUUGCAACCGCGGAGCGCUGUACACAGGCUUUUCUGUCCUGGUGGCUCUGCUCCUGGCGGGCCAGGCCACCACCGCCUACUUCCUGUACCAGCAGCAGGGCCGGCUGGACAAGCUGACGGUCACCUCGCAGAACCUGCAGCUGGAGAGCCUGCGCAUGAAGCUUCCCAAGCCUCCCAAGCCUAUGAGCAAGAUGCGCAUGGCCACCCCCUUGAUGAUGCAGGCGCUGCCCAUGGAAGGCCUGCCCCAGGGGCCUAAGCAGAAUGCCACCAAAUACGGCAACAUGACACAGGACCAUGUGAUGCACCUGCUCCUGAGGGCCGACCCCCUGAAGGUGUACCCGCAGCUGAAGGGGAGCUUCCCAGAGAACCUGAAACACCUCAAGAGCACCAUGGAGGGCCUGGACUGGAAGGUCUUUGAGAGCUGGAUGCACCAGUGGCUCCUGUUUGAGCUAAGCAAGAACUCCAUGGAGGAAAAGCCCACUGAGGUCCCGCCAAAAGCACUGACCAAGUGCCAGGAAGAGGUCAGCCGCAUCCCUGCCGUCCACCCAGGCAUGUUCCGUCCCAAGUGCGACGAGAACGGCAACUAUAUGCCGCUCCAGUGCUAUGGGAGCAUCGGCUACUGCUGGUGCGUCUUCCCCAACGGCACCGAGGUCCCCCACACCAGGAGCCGCGGGCACCAUAACUGCAGUGAGCCACAGGACAUGGAGGACCUGUCUUCCGGGCUGGGCCUGACCAAGCUGGAGCCGAACCUAGUCGUGGUGUGAGAACAACAGAGGCGGUCUCCAGUACCCAGCCAGCCCUGCGCGACCACAGCUUUCUUGUUCCCCUCUGCCCCCCAACUCUAGCCCCUCCCUCACUUCCCACCCUGCCACCCUGCCACCCUGCCCCUCAUUCCAUGAGACUCUAGCGCCUGGCUCUCCGUCUUCCUCGGACAUGACAAAUCAAGUCACAACAGCACAGAGGCAGCAGGGCCCUGCUGCCCAACCCUCACCUGUCAACAGAGACACAAAGCCUGAGGUGGACUGAAAGCUAGGUAGACCCCCAUUCCUGACAUCACAGCAGCCUCCAACAUGGGGCUCUGAGAUCCCAUGGACGAGGUGGAAAGGCACAGGGAAAAGGGACAACCCUACCCCCAACCCCAGGCUGGACACAUUUGCUGCCCACCUGUCCCCUCUGGCCUCAGCUUUUCCAGCCUGGAUGAGCUACCCUCUCCCCUCUCCCUGGCAUCACUCCCCAAGGAGAGCUCAGCCUCUCCACCCACAACCCUCCUCACUCUCUGCCAACCCGAGUGCCCUCUGCUCAGCCAGCUUGUCAUCACCCUCAGGGCCACGGCUCAAGUAACAAUAAAAGGUAGUGAGUAGAACA